Molecule: messenger RNA, 738 nt
Organism: Schistocerca serialis cubense
Lineage: Eukaryota; Metazoa; Arthropoda; Insecta; Orthoptera; Acrididae
Product: WAS/WASL-interacting protein family member 3-like
Exons: 2
Coding region: 88-591 (167 amino acids)
Source: RefSeq, a predicted model, not a curated record
GCCUACAGAAUUCAAGCGACGGUGCCGUCCGGUCAGCGCCCUGGGGACCCAUCUACUGGCUCGCCUCAUCCCCAGGUGUUACCGACGAUGCCUUCCAUUUUGCCCCAUGGCGACGCGCCGCCGCAGCAGCCGCCGCCGCCGCCGCCGCCUGUUCUCCCGCCGGCGCCGCCCGCAUUCGACGCUUCGCUGCAGCCGCCAAGCGCCUCCCUGGGUCACGCGCCGCCGAUCGCUUCCCGUGACCAGCCGUCCUCCGCCAUGGACCUCUUGCCCGCUCCGGACCACAUGACGUCAUCGCGCGUCGGGUACCCCGACGCAAUGGAGGUCGACCCUACGGCCCCUCCUGUCUCAUUACGGGCGCAUACACCGCAUGUUGACGUGCACCCUGGACUAGGUUUUCAGGCGUUUCCUAGAUCCCCUCGGACCGAAUGGCCGGGUGCGGGUGGCACAGCCUCGCCUGUUGUUAGGCUCCCCACCUCAUCGCAUACGUCAACAUGGGGUCCUCCCCACGGCGGGCGGAAGCCUUAUCACACGACCGUUCGCCGAUUUGCGGGGGAGGAAUGUGGUGUCACCGCCAGGCACCACACUUGCUAGGUGGUAGCUUAAAUCGGCCGCGGUCCAUUUAGUACAUGUCGGACCCGCGUGUCGCCACUGUGUGAUCGCAGACCUAGCGCCACCACAAGGCAGGUCUCGAGAUACGAUAGAGCACUCGCCCCAGUUGUACGACGACAUUGCUAGCGA